AUGGGCUCUGGAAAAACCGGCAAAUUCUUCUCCUUCAACCAUCUCGGAGACGAUUGCCGCCCAGACAUGCUCGUCAUCGGAAAAUCUAUCACUGGCGGAGCAUAUCCCGCCUCGUUUGUCCUGAGCGACAAACACAUCAUGGCGGUCCUGAAGCCGUACGAAAGUGGCUCAACCUUUGCCCACACCCCGCUAGCGAUCGCCGCUGCCGAAGCCGCGAUCCGAGCUAUCGACGAGGAGGACAUGAUCCAGCGUGCGCAAGAUCUGGGAAACAAGUUCAAGGAAUUGACACAGCAUUGGAAGCGCCACAGACAUGUGGGCAGUGUGGAGGUUCGGGGUGCUGACUUCAGCGUGAAAAUAAACGAGGACGCCGCGGCGAGCGUGACUGCCCGCCGUGUCGGAGGCCUGUGUUUGGCCAAAGGUUUGUUGCUUUAUGCACUGGAGGGUCGCUUACGGAUGAGCGUCUCCAUGGUGAUGACGGAUGCACAGCUCGAGAAGGGUGUCAAAAUCAUCGAAGAGGCAUUGGAUGAAGUCAGCGGAUACAAGGGCGUCAUUCCGGGAGAAGUCUGGCAUGGAGCUCAUUAG
This is a messenger RNA of Exophiala oligosperma, 582 nucleotides long. RefSeq lists its product as uncharacterized. The record is from RefSeq and is a predicted model, not a curated record. Gene Ontology annotation, cellular component: cytoplasm. Bases 1 to 582 code for a protein of 193 amino acids. The transcript has a single exon. Gene Ontology annotation, molecular function: L-ornithine transaminase activity; identical protein binding; pyridoxal phosphate binding. NCBI's taxonomy places the organism in Eukaryota, Fungi, Ascomycota, Eurotiomycetes, Chaetothyriales, Herpotrichiellaceae.